AUGGCCUCUAAACGUCUUUUUUCUGAACUGGAUUUUUCCUGUCCUGUGUGCUGUGAUAUCUUCAGGGAUCCUGUUGUUCUCUCAUGUAGUCACAGUUUCUGUAAAGCCUGCAUGGAGCGGUUUUGGAAAACAAAACGAUCUCGAGAGUGUCCAGUUUGCAGAAGACUAAACAUUAUAGAUCCCCCUGUUAACCUGGCUUUGAGGAAUCUGUGUGAGACUUUCUUACAGGAGAGAAGUCAGAGAACUUCAGCAGGGUCUGAGGAGUUCUGCAGUCUCCACAAUGAGGAACUCACACUCUUCUGUCUGGAGGAUAAACAGCUUGUGUGUUGGGUGUGUCAGAUGUCACACAAACACAAAAAUCAUUAUUUUCACCCAGUAGAAGAAGCUGCAAAGGAGCAAAAGAAAGAACUCAAGACUGAACUGAAGUCUUUACAGGCGAAACUUAGGAUCUUUCAAAAAUUGAAACUGACUUGUGAUAGAACGGCAGAGAGAAUUAAGGUCCAGGCCCUGAACACAGAAAGACAAAUAAGGAAAGAAUUUGAGAUGCUUCACCAGUUUUUACGAGAUGAAGAGGCAGUCGGGAUAACUGCACUGAGAGAGGAAGAGGAGCAGAAGACUCAGAUGAUGAAGGAGGAAAUUAAGGAGAUGAGUGUAAAAAUGUUAUCUCUUUCAGACACAAUCAGAGCCAUAGAAGAUCAAUUAAAAGCUGAAGACAUUCUAUUCUUACAGGUAUGUCCUGUCAUUCUGGACCCAAACACUGCAGAUCCACGUCUCAUCCUGUCUGAUGAUCUGACCAGUGUGAGAUACAGUGAAGAGAGACAGCAGCUUCCUGACAAUCCAGAGAGAUUUGAUUGCUACUACGAUAAACAUGAUGCAGUCUCUCCGGAAGAACCAUGGACUCCCCUCAGAGUCAGUAAGAAACUCCAGAGGAUCAGAGUAGAACUGGACUGGGAUAAAGCUCCUGUGAUUCUGGAUCCCAACACUGCAAGUCCACAACUCGUCCUGUCUGAGGAUCUGACCAGUAAACUUGCAAAUGGCACCUACACAUAUGCUUUGAACCUGACUCAACGCAGCGAAGAUUACGCCUGGCUGAGCUAUGGCCUCAUAAUAGCAUAUGAGGGGAAUUCGAAUAAGACAAUUGUGGAGGAUUAUGGGUACAACUUCAUAACACUCAAAGACUGCCACAGCAAUGUGUCAUACGAGAUUGAUGGCUUCAAGGUCUUUGGCAAUGGUUAA
Messenger RNA from Chanos chanos (milkfish), 1236 nucleotides. RefSeq names its product tripartite motif-containing protein 35-like. NCBI's taxonomy places the organism in Eukaryota, Metazoa, Chordata, Actinopteri, Gonorynchiformes, Chanidae. The record is from RefSeq and is a predicted model, not a curated record. The transcript is spliced from 9 exons. Gene Ontology annotation, molecular function: zinc ion binding. The coding region runs from base 1 to 1236 and encodes 411 amino acids.